AUGGCUCGGCACGGCGUGUGGCUCGGCACGGCGUUCGGCUCGGAGACGGAGCGGGACAAGGGGUCCAUUGUGGGCGGCGCGGCUCUGCGCAGCGCGUCUAGAGGUUGCCGCGUGCAGUGGGACCGCGGCCAGCGCGUGCCGCACAGGGAGCUGGAGGUCGCGAAGCGGGAACUGCGACCGUUGCUGAACGCGCUGCGGUUCAUCGAGUCCAGCAACAGGGUGAACUGCCCGGACGGCGACGCGGGAAGCAGCAUCGGCCCGCUGCAGAUCUCGGAGGAGUAUCACCGCGACGCGUGGGGCCACCGUGCCGGCCGCUGGACGGCGUGUCGCGAGCUGGCGCACGCGGAGGACACGGUGGUGCGGUACUGGCUGCGCUACUGCCCCGGCGCCAUCCGCGCGCACGACUGGGAGCUCCUCGCCAAGUUCCACAACGGUGGGCCGCGGGGCACGAAGCACAGCAAGACGCGCGCGUACUGGCGGAAGGUGGUGCGCCACCUCGCCGCGCAGCAGCCGCUCGGACUUUCCGGGGACGUUCCCCACAUCCCGCCGCAGCUUCCUGGGACCUUCCGCGCGGAGGGCCUUGCAGCGGAGUGCUCUGCGUCCUCCGCCGCUUCUGGCGGUGGCGCCGGACUAACGGUUUCCGCGGUCGCGCAUCGUAAGCAGCAGCAGUCGCUGCAGCAGGUGACAGAAACGAAAUGUUCUGUUAACGAAGGGAGUCAGCAGAUAGUGGUUGACGAAUCAGAUCAGCGCGCAGACGUGGCGACGGGAGGGAGAGUGAGACCUCGGCGCGGCCAUCGUCGCCCCCAGCAGGCGCUGCGCGCAGUGCCGUGGCGCUCCCCCGCGUCCGCUGCCCCCGCUCCCCCGUCCCCCUCACUUGAGUCCGCCGCCCACGGCGCCGCCCUCGCUGCCCUCUCCGCCCUCCCAUUUCUCAAUACGAUGGCUUUGGAUGGCGAUGCUGACGUUGCGCAUCCUGCGGACGAGUUGUGUGGAUUAACGGAGUGCGCUUCUCCUGUCGCCUCCCCAGCCCGUGCCACCCGCUCCGCUACCGCUCCCCCUGCUGCUACGCCAACAGCUGUGGCAGGGUGCACGCAAACCCCCACACCCCAACCGCAGUGCCCGUGUGCCAAGGAGGGCGCGUGCGGGGACACGGAGGGCGCAGCAGAGGAGGGGUGCGUGGCGGAGGCGCGCGCGGGGGCGGGGUGGCUGCUGUGGGACUCUGACUUGGCGUGGACGGUGGAGCACCACGAAGACUUCUUCACUCCCGCUGCCAGCCUGGACGUGCAGGAUUCAGUCAGGGAGCACCGAGGUGCCGCCGUUGCUGCUGACGUGGCGGAUAAGCUUGCCAGCUUGGACAUUGGGAAGCUGGUGCAUGGGAUGAAGAGAGGUUCAGGGAGGGAGGCGGUAGCAGCAAGUAGUGACGAUGUGGGCGAGCAAGCAGCGGCGGAGAGAAGCACGAAGCUAGCCCGUGGUACAAGGGAGGGCAGUGGGGACUCGGCACAUGCCAGGUCAGCUGGUGGUGCUUCCAGCUCACCACUUGUCAACUCCACAGCAGCCCGUCACGCUUCCUCGAGUGAAUGUGGUGAGAGGGGGAGAGCGAGCAGGGAGGCAGGCAGGGACGCACCCAGAGAGGCGAGGCAGAGGGUGGAGGCAUGGCUCACACUGGUGGACGGUGGGAGAUCACGAAUGCGCAAGGAUUCAGCGGAGGGCAAGAAUGGGGCAAUAAGGCCAACAGGUGGAACGUUGACAGGCAGCAGGGAAGGGGAGGCGUUGCCUAGCCCAGCAGCACUGCCGCACGCCCAGUCACUGCACUCCACGCCUGUGCCGUGGGCAGGAGCGGUGCGAGCAGUGCAGGCAGCGCAGGGGGCACUAGGAGCACAGGGCGCACGGGCAGCACGACCAGCAUGGGCAGCACGGCAUGGAGCAUGGCACGCGGCGGCAGGGCCGAGUGCAGCAGACAAGGUGGAGGCCUGGGUGCAUGCCCAUGGCUCUCGUGGUACUUCUGGUGGCGCUGCUGCUGCAUCGCCCACUCUCAUAUGCUAA
Molecule: messenger RNA, 2040 nt
Organism: Closterium sp. NIES-65
Lineage: Eukaryota; Viridiplantae; Streptophyta; Zygnematophyceae; Desmidiales; Closteriaceae
Source: the annotation of a GenBank genome assembly